UGCUAAAAUGGCUACCGACGUGUUCGGUGACCUAUCUCUAUUCGACGAAUUUGAAAAGGACAGAAAUUCUAGCGCGUCAUUUAUAAAAUAUGAUGUCACAAAUGAAGGGCAAGAAGACAAGAGUAAAAUAUUGUUUAAAGUUGGAGCGUCUGAUGAUGAAUCUUCAUCAGAAUCCAUCAGUGAAUCUGAAUCAGAAAGUGAAACUGAAACCGAAAAUAGAGAUGUCGACAUUGUAAAUAAAACUGACUGUGAGAAUGUUGAGCAAAUAAACACAACAAAUGAAAAAGUGGAAUCUAAAAAGAUUACUUCAUUUAAACUACAACAUGAGCGAAAUAAAUACAAGAGAUUUGCUGAUUUGAUAGAUUCUACAAGGAAAGUUCAAGACACUGAUAGCCCUGCUUGUCAAAUCCUCUUUCAUAAUAAUAAAUUUUCAAGGAAAUACAGGACAAAUAUAGAGAAUUUUAUCACUGGCUUGUUGUAUAAAGAAAUGUUUGACAGAUCUGACCUUCCAGAACUUGACCUUGAGCCUUCAACCUUGACCUGUGUAGAUAUCAAUGAAAAACUAACAGCUCCUCAAAGAAAUAAGUCCAUGUGGUCAUCACAUGCCAUAAUUGGUUGUUCCCAUAUCUAUCAGUAUUUCUUGAUAGACACCCUAGGCUGGCCUCUUGUUAACUUCAAUCCAUCAUUAACAGACAGCUGGGAAAUACCAAAAUUUGAACAAUGUUUCUUAGAUCCAAUACCAUUUGAUGAAGAAGAGUCUGUCAGAGCCAAACCUGGAAGACCCAAAGCCACCUGCUUUAAUUGUGGUGGUGAUCAUAUGAUCUCAGAAUGCCCAGUUCCCAAAGAUUUUCAAAGAAUCAAGAAAAAUAAAUCAGAGUUUUUAGACAAGAGUGGUGGUCCAAGUCAGAAGCUAACAGGGUCCAGAUAUCACCGAGAUGAUGAUCCAAGAUUUGCUACAUUCAAACCAGGACAAAUUAGUGACAAACUGAGAGAGGCUUUAGGUCUAUCCCCUCAACAGAUACCUCAGUAUGUAUAUAGAAUGAGGAUGCUGGGUUACCCCCCAGGGUGGUUAGAGGAGGCAAAGAAACAAGGCUCUGGUCUCAUGUUAUUUGAUAAACAUGGGAAAGAAGUGGACAUAACAGGACAAAGUAUGGAAGAUGGAGAAGUCAACGAAGAAAGAGUUCAAGAACCCCAAAUAGAUCCUAACAGAAUUAUGGACUACCCAGGUUUUACUGUAGAGUUAUCUGAAGGCUUGGUUGAUGAGCAUGCAGAGUUAGGGUUCCCUCCAUUACAGCCUCAUCAACUUAAAUCAGCUUUAUUUCAAAGACAGGAAAUGAUGGAUGAGAUGAAAAAGAGAAAAUUAGAACAGGACGAACAGGUUAUAAAAAAGAAGAUGAAAGUUGAAGAAGCUGAAAUGGAAAUAGAAGAUGAUGAGACUCAUGCCGACAGAAAUGGUGAAUUUUUAUCUCCGUACAGCAGCUCCCCUGUUGCAACAGAAGGAAGAAAUAAAAAGCGUGUACCCCUACCUGGUAAUCCUCCUUUACCAUGUGACACACCUCCUGGGAAACCUCCUCUACCAAUGGGAACACCUCCACCCACACCUGAGGAAAUUUUACGUAGGAGAGGACGUACCCCAUUAUCAGGUCAACCUCCUUUACCUAUCGCUACACCUCCAGGUAGGCCUCCAUUGCCAGUAGGAACACCUCCCCCAACUCCAGACAUGCCCAGUCCAAUUCAUCGCCAGCUGUCAGCACUUAGUGCUAAAUCAGGAAGAUCAACAUCACCAACAUUAGAUGAUUUAGAAAAACAAUACCAGUUGAUACAAGAAAAACUUUGUCAAGAUGAGAAUGUUGAUGACAUAGAAUUACAGGUUGUCGACAGUAUCGAAGAGGAGGAGGAUGAGGAAGGAAGUCUUCAAGAUUUAUCAGGUGCCCAGUUAACACGUCAAGGAUCAACUACAUCUAUACAGACAUUUGGUGAAUUAGGGACAGGAAGUCCAUCUACUUCACUACCUGGUACCCCAGGGGUUAACCUGGAUGACUCAUUUACUAAUCUCAACUCAGUGUGCUCAAAGAGUAAUUCUAUCUCAAAAGACUAUGGUACUCCCAUUUAUAUGAGAACAGUCAGUAAAGAAAAGCUGCCCACUGCUUCAAGUUUUGGGCAAGGUAUAGAGGACCAUAUACCGUUUGAAAAUUUGCCUGAUUCGACAGGAAGUUAUAGCAAAAUGUCAAAAUUGAUAGACAAAAUCAGGAGUAAUAUCAAACGGAAGAAAAGAUGAUGGAUGCACAGUUAUAGUGGUAUCCAACUUGUCUCUACUCGUUUUACAAGAAUUGUCAAAUUCAGAUAAACUUUUUAUUUUGAUAGAUUAAUAUCCUUGCAAAAGCUGUAUGCAUAGAUGAGUGAAAAAUCUACAGUAAAAAGUGUCAAGUUAAGGAUGUUCGCACUCUGUUUCAAAAUAACAAGCUUUUUAAAAGACUGCUAUAAAUUGAUAGUAUAUAAUUAAAGAAACUAAAACAGCAGAAAAAAUGAAGGGUCCGUGUGCUUGUUUUCAAGAUAUAAGCCAUUGAAAAUUUUGCGGGAAAUAAUUCCCUCUAGAUUUUUCAUACAUUUAACAUUGGCACCUUUUUUAUUUCAAGAACUAUGAAAAAAUAACAAUUAUUUUACAAGAUCUUGAAAAAUGGCUUUUCAAACUAUAUGAAAUAAAAUGAUGAAAAGAAAAGUAAAGGUUAGUGGGCAAAAUUUUUAUUGGCAUUACAUGGAUAAAACCAGAGGAUUCCGAAUAUCUAGCAAAAAUUCCAAAACAAGAAGAGUGAACAUCCUUAAGAAAAGUGCACAUAUCUUGGUUUUAGUUGAUAGUUGUUUCAUUUGUGGUCACACAGCAUCUCACAUUGAUUUAUAAAAGAAAGUUUAUACUAAUUUCUAUACAUUUGUCAUUGCCUUUGUAGUUUUCAUGCAUUCAAACAGUUCUAAUUAAUAAUUGUAAUAAAAGAAAAUAGACAUUGCUUGAGAGAAAAACGUAAGAACAGAUUUGAAGAACCUUCAUUUUUGUGCAGACAGCUAGGUAAAUUUAGAAGUAUGUUUUUGAUCUUUUCAUAAAAACAGAUAGGUGAUGUUCCAUUUAAGCAUACAUAGUACCCAGGAAAGGCACUUUCAAAAUGGGGUAACCAGUAUAGAGGCAAAUUUAGAAUUUCACUUACAUUUUCACUUUACUUGACACAAACCACAGUCGAGGUGUCAAAGUGCAUUUCCUGUGUACCAUGUUUUCAUGGAACAGCCCUAAAUAUAUUUGACUGAUUUUGCAAUGGCUUCAUUGUUUUCUUUCCUGAAAGAAGUUUAAUUUUAAAAUAGUUAAAACAUAAAAAAGUAGAAUGCAGUUCAGAACAAAUUACAAGAUCUGAUUUGUGUGUGUGUAAAUGGCAAAAUAAAAAAAAAGCUUGGUAAAAGUGAGCUUUUUAUUUUUAAUUUUAUUUUGUAAAAUUACAUCUUCAUGAUAUUUCUUUUCAUUCAUGCUAUAAAUAUCUAAAUAACUUAAAAUAUAAUUCUGUUCAUAAAAUGUCUAUUAAUGACCAUCAACAAUAACUUUGAAAGGGACUUGAUCAAAAUCUAUAUAUUUGAUAUAAAACAAAAUUUCCCAGUUAAUAUAUUUUAAAGUCAGUUUAAUUUAGAAAUUAGAUGAUAUAGAUAAAAAUUAGAUUUGUAAAUGAGACAGCAGCCAAACUACACAAUACUGGACAACUAUAUAUGUACAAUGCAUCAUUGUUUAACAUUCAUAGCUCAUUUUAAAAUGAUCGUAUUGGUAAGUAAAUGAAUAUUACACUGAAAUUUUUAUUGACAUGAAAUUUUCACAUUUUUGUUUAAUAAUUGUCACAGCAAGAAGAGUGAUAAUUAUUUUGUACUUUGAUUUUAUUACUAUCAGACAAUACUUAUAUUGCAUGCUUUUUUCAUUGACACUACUGGAUAGAUGGUACAACAAUCAUUUCAUUCUACAUAUUUUAUGAUGUUAUAGAAAUGUUUCCUUAAACAAUACGACACUAUGGCACAUUUGAUGGCAGCUAUAUGUUGUACUGUAAACAUAAUGCAUGAAUUGUAAAGAACAAUUUUCUAUCUGUUUUUAGAUAAAAAUCUUUAUUUUGUGAUUUAACUGUUGGCGAUAAAUCCAUCUUAAAAAUACUGUAAUCGAAGAAGCAAUUGAAUUCAUUCUGUUUGUGUAGGAGACAGAAGUAAAAAUCAAGAAAAAGGAUGAAAUAAAAGUAUUUUUAACUGU
Molecule: messenger RNA, 4264 nt
Organism: Mytilus californianus (California mussel)
Lineage: Eukaryota; Metazoa; Mollusca; Bivalvia; Mytilida; Mytilidae
Product: zinc finger CCHC domain-containing protein 8-like
Exons: 15
Coding region: 8-2278 (756 amino acids)
Cellular component (GO): catalytic step 2 spliceosome
Molecular function (GO): RNA binding
Source: RefSeq, a predicted model, not a curated record